GAUAAAUUGACUGGCAUGCACCGCAAGCGGUGUACUGAAAUGUUGGCUGCUCACCUGCACAGCUUCGAAGGCAUGUCUCAAGGCAGCCAAAAUGCAUACUGGCACCGCUCCUUCCAACCAAAGCGCUUCCUCAGAUGGGACGUUAAACCAAUCAAUCAAUCAAUCAAUCAAUCAAUCAAUCAAUCAAUCAAUCAAUCAAUCAAUCGCUCCUUCCAAGUUAUGGUCACUGGUGGUGAGCUAGACUAUCGAUGGAGGCGUUCGAUAAACAGUAGCCUGCUCAACAACGACUGGCUGACGAAGCUGCCUGCGUCGACGGCCUCGCUUGCUCGAUCGAUGGGUGCGAAAACGACCAGGAUGCAUCGUGAAACAAACCGUUGUCGUUUUCAGGUAGGGGUCGGAAGCGUGUAGUGACGGGUAGGCCCAUCCUUGCAUCAUCCUUUCGUCAGGACGGGAUCAUGACCAAGAUUUAAUAGAUUGACUUUGCCAUCGCCGUCGCCGGAAGACAGGCUCAAGGUUUAUUCAAUGUGCAUGGUGGUUGAAGUUACCGAGCUGCAGGAACUCCGAAGAUCCACGGUUCUUCAUGUCUUCCCGGGAUGUUGUUCCAGAAUGGCCUCAGGCAGGCCAAACGGUGAGAGUCUCGAAUCUGCCAGGAGUGUGCCCAAGAUUGGCAGCGGGCGAAAGUUGACAGUUUGCGCCGACGGAGCGCGGCCCUCCUUGUGGAGACACGUUUUCACUGCCACGAUGUCAACGCGU
Molecule: messenger RNA, 753 nt
Organism: Macroventuria anomochaeta
Lineage: Eukaryota; Fungi; Ascomycota; Dothideomycetes; Pleosporales; Didymellaceae
Exons: 1
Coding region: 40-408 (122 amino acids)
Source: RefSeq, a predicted model, not a curated record